Tupaia belangeri chinensis (Chinese tree shrew) is the source of this 1708-nucleotide messenger RNA. RefSeq names its product cation channel sperm associated 4 (gene CATSPER4). The record is from RefSeq and is a predicted model, not a curated record. Gene Ontology annotation, molecular function: calcium-activated cation channel activity; voltage-gated calcium channel activity. The transcript has 11 exons. Gene Ontology annotation, cellular component: acrosomal vesicle; sperm principal piece; CatSper complex. Gene Ontology annotation, biological process: flagellated sperm motility; sperm capacitation; transmembrane transport. The coding region runs from base 52 to 1398 and encodes 448 amino acids. Lineage: Eukaryota; Metazoa; Chordata; Mammalia; Scandentia; Tupaiidae.
UGGAGCAAAGCUGCUUCUCCCCCUCAGCAGGAGGAGACUGAGCGAGCACUCAUGGAGGAAAGCCAGAAGGUCGGGUGGCAGCAGUGGAUGGACACAUCUCCUGUCAAAUACUGGAAUGUCCCGAGGACUCAUGAGCCCUACAACCGGUCGGAGGAGCAGGUGCUCAUCAACCGGCGGGACAUCAUGGCGAAGAGGGACGCCUGGGACAUGCAGGAGUUCAUCACCCGCAUGUACAUCAAGCAGCUGCUCCGCCACCCGGCCUUCCAGCUGCUGCUGGCCGUGCUGCUGGUGACCAACGCCAUCACCAUCGCUCUGCGCACCAACUUCGUCCUCGACCAGCAACACUACGAGUUGUUCUCUACCAUAGACGACAUCGUGCUGACCAUCCUUAUCUGCGAGGUUCUCCUCGGCUGGCUCAAUGGCUUCUGGAUUUUCUGGAAGGACGGCUGGAACAUCCUCAACUUCUUUAUCAUCUUCACCUUGCUGCUGGGGCUCUUCGUUAAUGAGCUCAACACUGUGUCUAUCACAUACACGCUCAGGGCGCUUCGUCUGGUGCACGUGUGCGUGGCGGUGGAGCCCUUGGCCCGGAUCAUCCGCGUCAUCCUGCAGUCGGUGCCUGACUUGGCCAACAUCAUGGCCCUCAUCCUCUUCUUCAUGCUGGUGUUCUCGGUGUUUGGGGUCACACUGUUCGGCUCCUUCGUGCCCAAGCACUUCCGGAACAUGCAGGUUGCCCUGUACACCCUCUUCAUCUGCAUCACCCAGGACGGCUGGGUGGACAUCUACAGCGACUUCCAGAUGGAGAGGAGGGAGUACGCGAUGGAGAUCGGGGGCGCCAUCUACUUCGCCAUAUUCAUCACCCUCGGGGCCUUCAUUGGCAUCAACCUGUUUGUCGUGGUCGUGACCACCAACCUGGAGCAAAUGAUGAAGGCGGGGGAGCAGAGGAAACAGCACCAGGUCCUCUUCAGUGAGACAGGCGAAGAGGAGGAGGACGGGAGUGACGAGCUGCCACUGGUGCACUGUGUGGUUGCCCGCUUGGAGAAGUCUGGUCUCCCCCAAGAACCGCUUGUGGGGGGUCCCCUGUCGAACCUCUCGGAAAACACCUGCGACGAUUUUUGCUUGGUGCUUGAGGCAAUACAGGAGAACCUGAAGCAGUACAAGGAGAUCCGAGAUGAGCUCAACAUGAUCGUGCAGGAGGUGCGCUCCAUCCGCUUCAACCAGGAGCAGGAGGAGGAGCUGCUGCAUAGGCACCUGUCCUUGAGCCUGUCGUUCGAGAGCGGGUCCUCCAAGGACAUCCGCGAGAUGGCUCACGAGCAGGACCUGCUCACUGCACUCGUUAACAGGGAAAAGGUUCAUGAUUCUACCACGAAUAUGCUCAACAAACACAAGAGCAGCCGCUGAGAGGGCAGGAUGGGAGCCCAAGGCUGCACACACCCGGCUGCUGGAUCUUCCUGCAUCCCUGGCCACCCUCGGCCUGUAGACACCUGGUCAGAGGCACCGCAGGGCUCGCGCCUGUGAGACCCAGCUCCAGAGCAGCCAGGAUGGAGAAGGGUGCCAGAUGCACGUGGAAGCCCUAGCACCCAGGACGAGCACAGAGGCGGUACUAGCCAGCGCAGGCAGGAUUUGGGCUAAGGACAGCCCCCUGCUCUGGUCCAGGGCUGGGCGCCUGUGGGCCCAGGUCCGAGCAGAGAAAGGUGAGGCCCUGGGACUA